AGUACUUGGAAGCAGCGCGUAUGACUGGAUGCGUCUGUGCUCCAGCCUGUCCAUGUCUUUUGUGCCACCAGUUAAGCUGUCCUUGCGCGAUAUUUGUCAUAUUUAAUCAUGUGUUUGAAAAAUGCCAAGUUGUUUUGCGAAUGUUUCACGGUUCAGGACUCUUUGCCUUACUGCUGAUGGUGCUGGAGUGGACCUGUCCAGGCCUGUCCUCCCCAUUACGCCCCAUCUGCGACCUGCGCGUCCUAGACCAUUUCAUUAAGGAGGCAUGGGAUGCAGAGGCUGCUUUGAGAGCUUGUAAGGAUGCUUGCAGCACUGCAACAAACUUCACUGUUCCUCUGACCAGAGUAGAUUUUGAUGUCUGGGAAGCGAUGAAUAUAGAGGAGCAAGCUCAAGAGGUCCAGUCAGGCAUACAUGUGCUGAACGAGGCCAUCAGCUCACUACAGGCAUCUAAUCAGACUGAUGUGCUACAGUCCCACAUAGAUGCCAGUAUUAGCAACAUUGCCAGCAUCAGACAAGUGCUGCGAAGUCUCAGCAUACCGGAAUAUGUACCUCCAACCAGUGGUGGAGAAGACAAAGAGAUGCAGAAAGUAUCCUCAAUCUCAGAGCUGUUUCAGGUCCACAUCAACUUCCUGCGGGGAAAAGUGCGUCUUCUGCUCGCCAAUGCACCUGUCUGCCAUCAAGGUGUCAGCUGAUAGACAAUUCUGGGCAAGGGCCAAACUAAUUGGAGCUCCUCAUAUCAGGAGGCAGGAUAUGGGCUAUUACAAAGGAUACGUCGCCGAAGUUUGAAUGACUGGGAGUCAUAGCACUUUGAAAGAUUUACUCACAAAGGGAAAAGAAGACAUCCCCUCAGAAUGCUAAGCGCCCACUAUGGCUGUCUACUCUCUGUGUGUUGAGCAUUUGCAAACUCAUCUGCGUUACCUGGCUAAAUCAACCAGAUGCGAACAUAAAACUUAAAGAAAUCACUCCUCUUACCCAAUAUGACUGAUGGCACUUACCCAGCUCAACUGGGAAGGUUUAUCUGGGAUUCUUUAAAAUUGUUUUGUAUUGCUUAUGAAAUUGUCAUUAUUUAUAUAGAUGAUAUAUUUCUUAGAGCUGGAAUCACUGGCUUUUGCAGAUUCUUUUCUGAAGCUGUUCAAGUGAAGACCUCUCUUCGGCCUCAAGCACCUCCAAACUUUGAACUGUUGAUAGAGAAAACUAUUUAUCAAUAUUAAUUAUGCACUGUAGGUUUUAUAUUCAUUUCAGUGUUAAGUGUAUGUGUGUCUGUAUGUGUGUGACUUUUGUGAAUGCUGCAGGGAAUGUUUCAAGCAUCAGGGGAGGAAGGUUGUAAUGCUGGAUUCUUACGGGUCAGUUGGGGUGAACAGGAAGCAGGACUAGAUUGCUGCUUGUGUCUGGGGAAUUGGAAGCUUUCGUGAGACCUGAUGAGGCUGUGUUAGCUCAUGUCUGAAUUACGCGGUCUUGUGCAGAUAACGCCGCUGCCAGGAAAAAUAUUGAUUAGUGUGUGUAAUUACGAACAUCCUGGCCUGCUUCCACUUCACGCACGAUGCUGCAUAUUUGCCUAUGGGAAAUGAUUGUAAGGUUGACAUCUUGUUUCUCUUUUUCUGAAUCACUUGUUUGUGUUUUUCGUAAAUAGCCAGUUUUUUUUACAUCUGUCAAUCAGUCUCUGUCUAGAUGUCUAGAUGUUUGUAGAUGUUUUUUUCCUGUUAUUUUGCCGUUGUGUGGUUCUUUCAUCACAUUGUCGUUUGGUAUUCAAAUACAAAGUAUUAUUCUUAGCUAAAAAAACAAGGAGAGAGGAAGUUUUUCUUCUUGUCUUAUGAAGCAUCUCUGCUGAGAAUGUCAAUACACUGCUCGCAAUUCUGUAAAUACAUGUGAUUCCAAUGUGAAUUUUCGAAGAAUUAGAUGUGAAAACAAGUACUUUUUUAGAUAUGAGAGAGAGAACUAGGCAUACAUUAUGCCUAAGGCUUAACCGGAUUAUAAAAUAAGUACUGCAUUUUUGUCACGUUUCCACUGAAGGAAUUUAGUCACACCACUAAAUAUCUUUGAAUACUCCUUUGUGUCAUUCCUUUUCACCAUACUUACCACCAAUAUUUCUGUUCUUUUAGUUUGGUCAAGAAUGGCUGGACAAACAUUUCGAUCCAGUUUACUUAUUGAAAGAAGAUCUGAUCUAUUACUGAUCAGCCAUCAGACGUCAACCCUCUGACAAACCAGGCUCAUCUUUGAGUAAUAUUUAAGAUUAGCUGUUCAUCCCAACCUUGCUAACAUGCCAUCUCCAUUUCCCACACGUUAGGUAAUAUAUAUUGCAAUUAUUAUGACAUUUGUGCCCCAUGUUAUAGCCACAGACUUGAGCUCAGCGAUAUGCAGUUUAGCAGGUGAAAGCAGACCCUUGUCAAAUCUGUCAUUAUUACCCAAGUAGUUUACAGAGGUAUU
Molecule: messenger RNA, 2424 nt
Organism: Sinocyclocheilus rhinocerous
Lineage: Eukaryota; Metazoa; Chordata; Actinopteri; Cypriniformes; Cyprinidae
Product: erythropoietin-like
Exons: 5
Coding region: 21-692 (223 amino acids)
Biological process (GO): nucleate erythrocyte development
Cellular component (GO): extracellular region
Molecular function (GO): hormone activity; erythropoietin receptor binding; cytokine activity
Source: RefSeq, a predicted model, not a curated record